Messenger RNA from Peromyscus leucopus (white-footed mouse), 3404 nucleotides. RefSeq names its product EPM2A glucan phosphatase, laforin (gene Epm2a). The record is from RefSeq and is a predicted model, not a curated record. The coding region runs from base 570 to 1151 and encodes 193 amino acids. Gene Ontology annotation, cellular component: nucleus; cytoplasm. Lineage: Eukaryota; Metazoa; Chordata; Mammalia; Rodentia; Cricetidae. Gene Ontology annotation, biological process: protein dephosphorylation. The transcript is spliced from 5 exons. Gene Ontology annotation, molecular function: protein tyrosine/serine/threonine phosphatase activity; protein tyrosine phosphatase activity; carbohydrate phosphatase activity.
CCCGGGGCUCGCACCGCCGCUCGCCAGGCGCCCAGGACUGGACGUGCCCGGGUGGGGACCAGCGCCAUGCUCUUCCGCUUCGGCGUGGUGGUGCCGCCCGCGGUGGCCGGCGCGCGGCCCGAGCUGCUGCUCGCGGGAUCGCGGCCCGAGCUGGGCCGCUGGGAGCCACGCGGGGCCGUGCGACUCAGACCCGCGGGCACCGCGGCGGGGGCGGCCGCGCUGGCGCUGCAGGAGCCCGGCCUGUGGCUCGCCGAAGUGGAGCUGGCGCCCGACGAGGGGGCGGCCGGCGGGCCGGAGUCGGGCCGCGUGGACACGUUCUGGUACAAGUUCCUGCAGCGCGAGCCGGGAGGCGAGCUGCGCUGGGAAGAAGGAGCAGGAAGCUGGUUGGUCACAUUUUAUCGACACCCAGGAAACAGAGAAAGAACCAGAAGGGAGGUGAAGCUAUAAACCCUCAAGGCAAUGGACCUCACCAUGACCGUUGCUGUACAUAUAAUGAAAACAACUUAGUGGAUGGUGUUUAUUGUCUCCCAGUAGGACACUGGAUUGAGGCCACUGGGCACACCAAUGAAAUGAAGCACACAACAGACUUCUAUUUUAAUAUUGCAGGCCACCAAGCCAUGCAUUAUUCAAGAAUUCUACCAAAUGUCUGGCUGGGUAGCUGCCCUCGCCAGCUAGAACAUGUGACCAUCAAACUGAAGCAUGAAUUAGGAAUUACAGCUGUCAUGAAUUUCCAGACCGAAUGGGAUAUCAUCCAGAAUUCUUCAGGCUGUAACCGCUACCCUGAACCCAUGACUCCAGACACCAUGAUGAAGCUGUACAAGGAAGAAGGCUUGGCCUACAUCUGGAUGCCCACACCAGACAUGAGCACUGAGGGCCGAGUGCAGAUGCUGCCACAGGCUGUGUGCCUCCUGCACGCCCUCCUGGAGAACGGACACACCGUGUAUGUCCACUGCAACGCUGGGGUGGGCCGCUCCACAGCUGCAGUGUGCGGCUGGCUCCACUACGUGAUCGGCUGGAGUCUGCGGAAGGUGCAGUACUUCGUCAUGGCCAAGAGGCCUGCGGUCUACAUUGAUGAAGACGCCUUGGCCCGGGCACAGGAAGACUUCUUUCAGAAGUUUGGGAAGAUUCACUCUUCCAUAUGCAGCUUGUAGGCGACCAGAUUGCCUCUCGUAGUUGUCUUAAUAAGGAACCAGGGGUGUGGUUAGUGGAAGGCCUAUAGACAAAGACCCCAUCGGAACUGCGGGGACUGUCGCCCUCAGGACCCCUGGGCAUACCUUCUAUUACAGCUUGGUAGGGCUUACCUUUGAAAUAUUUUACAAAGGCAAACUGCGAGCCACAUGAGAAAUAUUCAAAGUCAGCUGGGCAGUGGUGGUAUGGAUGCCACAGUUGCUGCUGCCAUAGGCCAGGGCCUUUGCUUACGGGCCCUGCAUAGACUGUUAGGGAUUUGUGAUGCUUUGGCAUGCGGAAGACGAGAGUGGUUAUGUGGAUUUUAUCAUUACUGUGAGUGACAGACAGACAGACAGACACACACACACACACAGCAUGUACACACGUGCACAAACACAUACAACAUUUUACUGACCUGAAAUUAUAGACAUUUGCCAGUGGAAGGGAGAAGUAUAUACACCUGAAUAUGACGCAGAAAGAGCUCGCCAUGGGCAUAAAACAUCAGUUUUCUAUAAUUUUCUUUAUUCCAUUUCAUAGUUGUCAACAUCUCUGAGGCACCUCCUUAUUGUCCUGUCCUCCUCACAUGACAGCAGAAGUCGUUAGCCCUCUGUUUCUUCUGGCCUUCUAAUUGCUAUUCCCCCCCCCUCAAGACAGAGUUUGUAUUACUCACUUUAGUAUAACAUAACACACAAAGGUCAGUCUUUAACUCAUGGUGAUCUUUCUGCCUCAGUCUCCCAAGAACUGGGAUUAUGGUGUAUGCUUCCAUACUCAGUACCACCAUUUUUCAGUUUUGUCUUUUUGAGCAUAGCUGACUUGCCCAAGUCUCAUGGUAAGCAGGAACAAGAUGAAGUUUGUAAUUCAAUUUAUCUGGCUCGGUGCUGCCUUCCCUGCGAUUAGUCUUUCAGCAGACUAUCAUGGGUGUAGCUUUGUCUGUCUCAGGUCACUAUCCCUGCAGUUGUUUCUACAGUGAGAAAUGGGACAAUGUUCUGAUCAGCUCCCAAAGAAUUUGGGAAAACCAUUUUAUUCUGCUCAACCUCCUUUAAGCUGUGGUGUGUGAUCUCAAGGUCAUGAGUGGAAGGAGCCUGAGGAGGUCAUGUCCAGAGAUCAGUGUUGGGCAGCUAGGGGCCGACCCUGGCUUAGUACUCAAUUCAGUAUAACACACAUUGCUGUUCCUCCCAGACAUGUGGUUUAUUCCAUUAGGUUUUAUCAGAAGUACAAAUGUCAGCAAAACUUUGCCUUGCAAGAUGUAGAAUGUAGAAACAGAUCUGUGUUCCAUCCUCAGGAAGACAGUCCCCAACUAACAUAUUAGGGCACAGAAGGGACUUAUCUUUAGUUGAGUGCCACUGUGUGCCAGUUGAUUUCCUAUGUCUAAUGCCAUCACAGUUCACUCUGGGAAGGGUUAUUGUGUCUGUUGAGAUGGGGAAGUGAAGCCCAGAGAGACAAAAACACCUGUGGACUGCCAUUGUCGUCGAUGGAGGCCAUGAGAUGAGAUGCAAAGCUAGGUUCAUCUCUCAGAUCCCAUACCGUCAAAAGUUAAAGUGUGAUAUUUAAAUGUGUUUCUCUUCCUUAUUUUAGAAACGUGUUAAUAGAUGGCAGCGAUGGUGAUUUGGGAGGCAGAGGGGACAAGAAGGCCACAGCCUGAGUUCCAGUAGUGUUCAGAAUAGAGAGAGAUGUCUCAGAAUGAAGGCACUCAGAGGAGGUAGCAAAGGGGGGGGGGGAGAAAGAGAAAGAGAGAUGUUUCAACAUGACAGUAAGACACCCAGGGGAGGUGGCGUUUGUUUUGAAUAGAGUACCCUACACGAAACAUUUCUCCUACAGUUACAAAGUACCCGGCCUCUCCUACAAAAUAUAGCUAGAUGCAGCACCUAUGUCUAAGAGCCAAUUUAUAAUUACAAUGUAUUAGGUAAAAUUUAAUUUUUAAAUGGGAUAUUUUAAACGAAUAUAAUGGUGUGUGUGUGUGUGUGUGUGUGUGUGUGUGUGUGUGUGUGAGAGAGAGAGAGAGAGAGAGAGAGAGAGAGAGAGAGAGAGAGAGACUUAAUGUCUUAAGAAAUCCAUCUGUACAAAUGCCUCUGUACAGUGGCCUUUUCCAGGUGGCUUUUUAUCUAUGGCUCUGAUGAAAUUGUUUAGAACUACAGAUGAACGUUUUAGAAUGACCCCACUUGCCCUCAGUUAGUGGGUUGUCUAAUGUAUCUCAAAAAUCACCUGGGAGCUUUGCUAAAUAAAAGCAUAAAAAAAGA